AUGCAAGCCUCUAUCUUCAUCCUCGGCCUCAUCGCCAGCAUCACCUCCGCCAUUCCCACUCCCGAGACCCAAUCUACAUGCCUGAACGAAUUUGAGGUCUGCCGCGUCAGUGCUCCGAUGGGUGAUCCCCACCAGUGCUGUAUCAGCAACAUGAUCUGCCAGCCAUCCGGCCACAGCAACAGCACUAUGGGUAUCUGUAUCAAGGAGGAUGAUGAGUACAAGCUGCCGCAGUAA
This is a messenger RNA of Penicillium longicatenatum, 234 nucleotides long. RefSeq lists its product as uncharacterized. Bases 1 to 234 code for a protein of 77 amino acids. The record is from RefSeq and is a predicted model, not a curated record. The transcript is spliced from 3 exons. Lineage: Eukaryota; Fungi; Ascomycota; Eurotiomycetes; Eurotiales; Aspergillaceae.